Molecule: messenger RNA, 1383 nt
Organism: Plasmodium berghei ANKA
Lineage: Eukaryota; Apicomplexa; Aconoidasida; Haemosporida; Plasmodiidae
Product: 4-hydroxybenzoate polyprenyltransferase, putative
Exons: 1
Coding region: 1-1383 (460 amino acids)
Biological process (GO): ubiquinone biosynthetic process
Cellular component (GO): mitochondrial inner membrane
Molecular function (GO): transferase activity, transferring alkyl or aryl (other than methyl) groups
Source: RefSeq, a predicted model, not a curated record
AUGAAACGAUACAUUCGUUUAAAUAGUUAUAAAUAUAUGGACAAACAAAAUGAAAAAAAUUCAAAUAGAUAUAUCCCCAAUUUUAUUAACUCUAACUACAAAAAUGGAAUAGAGAAUAGUCAAAUUAUUUUUGAAAAAAAUUUUAAACACAAUAAAAUUUUAUCACAAUUUGGGAAAAUAAAAAAUAAACUAAUAUAUCCUCUACAAUUCGAACUUAAUGAAAAAAAUGGAAAUAUUCUAAAAUAUACGAAACCGAUUUUAAAAAAAAGAAUUAAAAAUAUCACCAACAAUGGAAUCAAAGCCAAUAUUAGAAAUAAAUUAAUAACUAAAAUAAAUGAACCCAAUUUGAAAUCUUUAUAUUUGGAAAAAUUACAUUAUUCGUCAAAUUUGAAUGUUAAUAAUGAAGAGAAAACAAACAAUAAAUUUAAAGAAAUAAUUAAAAAAAAUAUUAAUAAUUAUAUUAUUUUUUCACGAUUACAUAUUCCAACUGGUACAUACUUAACAUUAUAUACAUCCUUGUGGGGAUAUUUGUUAACAUAUGAUGUUAAUAAAUUAUUUUUAGUAAAUCAUGAAAUAUAUUCAAGUGAAAUAAAUAUAGAUGAAAUUAAAAAUAUUAUUAAAAAUUUAUGUUUGUUUACUUUUGGGGCAUAUAAUAUUAGAACUUUUGGCUGUAUGAUUAAUGAUUUUUUAGAUAAAAAUUAUGAUAAACAUGUUGAAAGGACAAAGAAUCGGCCAUUAGCAGAUGGAUCUAUAACUACUUUCAAAGCUUUAGUAUAUAUGUUUAUACAUUCUUCUUUAUCUCUUUUAGCAUUAUUUCAAUUUAGUAAUGAAACAAUAUAUACAGGUUUAUUUUCCUCUCUAUUUAUUGUUACAUAUCCACUAUUAAAAAGAAUAACAUAUUAUGCCCAACUAUAUUUAUCCUUUACAUUUAAUUUAGGUUUUUUUAUAGCAUCAAGUGUGAAUAUAAAUAUAUUGGAAAAUUUAUUUCCAUUAAUUAUAAGUUUUAUUCCAUUAUGUUAUUUGACAAUUAUUUACGAUACAAUAUAUGCACAUCAAGAUAAAGCUGAUGAUAUUAAAUUAAAGUUAAAAUCGCUAGCUAUAAAAUGGGAUAAAAAUACUAUAAAAUAUUCGAAAAUAUUAAUUGCUAACAUGACAUAUUUACUUUAUAUGUCAGCAUAUUUAUUUGAUAUGCAUUAUUCUUAUUAUAUAUUCACAACAUUUAAUGUUGCUUAUUUAUACUAUUUGAUUAAUCAUGUUUCCAUCGAUGAUAAAGAAAAAUGUAUGAAUUUUUUCAAAAAAUCGAAAAAUGUUUUAUUCCUCUUUUUUAUCGCUUCAUUAACUGCAAAAAUGUUUGAAGCUUUGGAGAAAAGCCAUGAUAAAUGA